AUGGCUACCCCUACCAGCCCCACCAUCGAGACCGCCAGCCCCGCCUCUGCCUCGAACCACAAGGUCCUCGAGUUCUUCGCUUCACCAGCCGAGCUCGUGGAUAGUUUGGUCGGCGUCGCAGCCGAGGCUGCCGACACCGACGAUCGGAUGGAGAUGGACGUGGAGAUUGAGAUCGAGAAGGGUAUCCAGAUCGACAUCGAGAUGAACAUGGAGGUGGAGAUGGGGAUGGAGGAGAAGAUGGAGGAUAUGGACGAGGACGAGGACAUGGGGGAGGAUGAAGACGAGUAUGAGGAUAUAGAGGCGGAUUCGAACAUGGGCGAGUACUAG
Molecule: messenger RNA, 327 nt
Organism: Tricharina praecox
Lineage: Eukaryota; Fungi; Ascomycota; Pezizomycetes; Pezizales; Pyronemataceae
Exons: 1
Coding region: 1-327 (108 amino acids)
Source: RefSeq, a predicted model, not a curated record